Molecule: messenger RNA, 6004 nt
Organism: Labeo rohita (rohu)
Lineage: Eukaryota; Metazoa; Chordata; Actinopteri; Cypriniformes; Cyprinidae
Gene: znf654
Product: zinc finger protein 654
Exons: 9
Coding region: 15-4823 (1602 amino acids)
Biological process (GO): regulation of transcription by RNA polymerase II
Cellular component (GO): nucleus
Molecular function (GO): DNA-binding transcription factor activity, RNA polymerase II-specific; DNA binding
Source: RefSeq, a predicted model, not a curated record
UUUAGACAAGCAGUAUGGCGGAAGAAGAGAGUGAAUUGGAGUUAGACAGGUUUAAGAAAGAACUGGAGACUUUGUUGAAGACUAGUGCAAGCGACGAACGCGGACUCCAGAGCAAGACGUACUGUGAACGAUUCUGUGAGUUGGUGGUGGAGCAAACCGGACGAUGGCAAGUGCCUCUUCCCCAGCUCCAGGUGUUGCAGAGUGCCCUGUGCUCUUUUGUCCAUGGUGUGGCUUCAUUCCCUCCGGAGUGUGAGCAUGUACGCUACACGCUGAGUAGUCUGGCCCUGAGCAUCUUCGAACUGCUGUUGUUCUUCGGAAAAGAUGAAUUCAUCGAGCAUCCUUUAAAAGGCAUCCUAGACUCAUUCCAGGACUGCUAUGCGAGCCUGGUAGGACACCAGAAUGUUUACCUUCUGCAGGUUAGACAUAUUAUUAAAGAUGGAGGUCCUUGGGCAAACCCUGUUCUUCAGGCCAUCCUCAAGGAUUCAGAACUACCACAAGAAGAUGCGGACAAAUAUCUGAGCUCAGAAGUAGCCAUUUUCUUUGAGCUUCGAGUGCGUUAUCUGGUGGCGUGUGAGAGGCUACCGGAGGCAUUGGCACUGACAAGGAGAUGCAUCCGGCACUCUGUUGUAGGAAAACAUCUCUAUUUCAAGCAAGCCUACCUCAUCUGCCUUUGGAAAGCUUCUCAUCAUGAGCGAUUGUGCAAGGGGAUGGCAGACAUCGAUGGGAAGGAUGCUGUAGAGAUACUCUGCAUGAUGGAGAAUGAAGAGAAAGAUGAGACUGUUUUAAUGCUGAGUAAAGGCUUCCUAUCUCAGAAGCUCCAGAUUGGAGAUAUGUACUACCUUUGGGAUUUGGUCUUCAUAUGGAGCAGACUCUAUCUGCGAUCAAAGCUGUCUAAGCAGGGCUUCCUAGAGGAAUGCAAAGUAAUGAUUCUGUCAGCCACCAACAUAAAAGCGAUUUUCCCAUUUAUGAAGGUGAUUUUGGCAGAGCUUGGAAAAGAUGGCUUGGAGUUUUGUGUGGAGCUUUGUGCACGAGCCUUGCAGACUGACCUUCAGAAUGAUCCAGUCUCCAAGUCUCUUAUCUACAAAACCAUUGCAUACCUACUCCCUAAUGACCUUGAGGUCUGUAGGGCUUGUGCACUGCUAGUUUUCUUUCUAGAGAGAACUGUUGAGUCAUACAAGAAUGUGUUCCUCCUAUACACUCACCCUGAUCAAGAGUACCAUGCAGACACCAGUCUUGUCGGAAACAGUGUACGCUUUGAGGUUCUCCAGAUCCUGAAAAAAGACCUGUACUUCGACCCCGAGUUCUGGAGCCUUCUCAACAUUGAAACAAACUGUCUUAAGCUAAUGAGCGAUAAGGUUGGUAAAGCAACACUAUGUGAAAUAAUGCAAAGGGACAAGUGGAUGCCAAGCUACUGUGUGAAAGGAUAUUGUCAGUGUUAUGCAGACAACACACAUGGCACUGUCACUAAAGCAGAGAAUCAUACCAGUCGAAAGAAACAGGAGUCAGUGAAAACGUGGGUAAGUUCUGCCUCAGGGGAAGCAUCCUCCAAACCUCCAGGCAAAAGGCGGGGAAGGAAGCCAGGCACACAGCUUGUAAAAGAUCCAGAGGCCUGUCCAGUUCGACGUUCAUUUAGGCAAUUGGACUUGGCAAAGGAUCAUGCCAGGCAACAUAAUAGUAGACGCCAGAGACUCCUUUCCCGGCAGACAGAGAUGAACACUCUGAAGCGCAAGGGAAGGAAACCACAAUGGCUUUUAGACCAGUUAGCUGAAAACAGUGAACCUCAACAAGACAAGAAACCAAGAAGGAAACCAAAGCAGUCAAAUCUUUUGAAGGAUAUUUCACUUGAGGAGCCAUUAAGUGAAAUCACAAUGAACAUUUCCUACCCUGAUAACGAAGUUGACCUCACUUCUGAUGUUCAGGCCUCACUGUUUUCCACAGAGACCCCUCAUAAUACUGAAUGCAGUACUGACAAAACUGCAUCUCAAGAGAAUUUGAAAUGGCCUGACAGUGCUACGUCUCUUCUCGAGUUACUCUCAGCAGAAUCUACUCAAUGUAGGAAAAAAGACUUCAGGGUGAGGGAGGAGAUUGUUUUCCGUGAGCAAGGCCUUACUAUGGUUCGUAAAUUCCACACAUAUUCAAGACCAGCUGAAAUAGAAGAAUUAUCAGUUGACAGUUCACCCAAAGAUGAAGUUAAGGUGGACCAUAAUGAAUCCAAAAAUGAAAGACAGACUGCUGAGCAACAGUGUGAACCGACAGAGAGCCCUCAAGCUGCUGCACAGGAUAAAAAUGCUGUGGAAAUCAAGACUACACCAAUCCCAGUCAUAAAUGAGGAAGAAUCCAGUCCUGCUGAAACCAUUCUUGAGCCAUUUAAAGAAAUCAUUGAACAUCCAGAAGUUAACGAGCCACCAAGUCCCCAAGAUGCAAACACCAAAUAUCCGGACUAUGGCCCUUAUAGUCCUAUUAGUCCUCCAGAAAUUACUAAUGUUGAUCUUCCACCAGAAUCUGUCACCACAGCUGAUGCCAUUCCUGUACCUGAUAGUACACCAGAAAACGUGACCCGUCUCCAUGAGGAUGCUCCUCCAGUUCUUACUGAAGUGAUGAUGCUCCCUGAUGAUACAGCAGCUACUUUGAGUCAAAGUGAGAUUAACAUUUCUUCUAAAAUUGAGCAUGAGAAUAUGGAGGCACCAGUGCUAUCACCAAGACCUGAGGAGACGUUACCAAGACCUGAAGAUAUGUCAUCAAGACCUGAGGAGACAUCACCAGAAAUGCACAAAGCUGUUGUUGAUCUAGUCCCUGACCUUAUUCCACCAAGUGAGGCAGGUUGUCAGCUUUCAGUUAACUGCAGCCUUUGCAAUAAAGAAACCAAAUACCAAUACAUUCUACGGCAUGCAAUGUGGCAUCAUCGGACUGACAGAAAGUGCAUGUUCUGCCACAAACGCUACACUCAUGGGCGUAGCCCAUCAGUCCAUUUUAAAGUGCACAUUCAGGAGCUGAAAAAGUCUAAUGGGCUUUUUGAUGAAAAUAUUUGUGAGAAUGCCACAAAGACCAACUUGCGACGUGCCCAGACAAGACUGUUUAAACGUGUGAAUCCUGCCAUGAAGAAUAGGUUUAGAAACAUCAAAAUGAGGUUAAACUGUACUUUGAACAUCACAAAUUUGCACAAGGAAGGGCAAAGUUCAGAGCCUAAAGAGAGACUGCGGGCAAGGUUAGUUAAGAAUUCAGAUCACCCAAGUACAUCGGAAGAACAAAAAGAGAAAGUUUGCAAGAUGAAGAGAAAACAUUUAAGAAGAGUUUUAGCAAAGAGAUCUCAGUCCAUAGAUGAGAACAAAAAGUUUUUCAGAAUGGGACUAGCAAGGAAGAGAGCAAAGACUAUGCAAACAGUAACUCCAGAUGACAACCAUUCAGAUACCAAGGACACCUUGGCUCAUAGGGUAAAUGGAGUGAUCAGAAAGAAGAGAAAAGUGAAGAGCGAGCCUGAGACGAAUACCACUGAUGAAAAGGUUCAGACAUCAUUACCACAGGAUAACAAAGUGAAAAUUGAUAGUGUAGAAGGUCAGAAAGACAAUGUCAAGACUGAGUCUGAGAAAUCAGAAGUAACAAAAGUCAAGAGCAAAUCAAAAAUGAAAAGAAAAGAUAAAAUGCCAAACUCUGGGCUGAAAAAGAAGAUUACGCCUGGAGAUCAAAAAGAGGAAGGAGAAGAUGUAAAGAGGAGGAAGAUAACAAGUAGCCCGGAAGUCAGUUCUGAGAAUCAGGAACCCAAAGACAAUAAUACUGAAUUUAAGGAAAUAAAUCCAGUGGUGCACAAGAAAGCUCCUCAGCCAAAACCCAAACAGCCUUCCACACCAUUCCAAGGAAAAAGAACUGGAGCAUCUACACAGGUCAGAUGCCCUGUGGAGAUAUGUACAUUUAGUGCAAAGUCGAUCCUCGUCCUCUCGCAUGUGCUGUCUCACCACCAUGGCGACAAGAAGGCGCUUGUGUUCUUUUUCAACUUUGGAAAGGAAAAAUGUCUUUUCUGUUGCAGAAAGAUAUUUAACCCUCAGCAUUUUUUUGACCAUGUGAUAUGCCACAGAGGUGAGCUGAAGUUCCCAUGCUACCAUUACGGCUGUAAGGAGAGGUUCCAAACACGAAUGGAGCUUAGCGAGCACAUGUUAUGCCAUCAUCCGUUGAGAGCGAUGUGCUGCUUUCCUGGCUGCUCUAUGCAAGUUGAGAGCUCUAUACUCUUGUAUAGGCAUGAGAGAACACAUUAUCUACCCGAUACUAAUUUGGAAAGAAAACCCAAAGAAUCUGAACCAACAGGGCAUGGAGCCCCUCAAAGCCUGGAAGAUAGUAUAGAGGCAUCAGCAAAUUCUUCACCAAGUCAACAAAUUCUAGAUACAGGCAAUUUGAAGCAUCCUGCACAUCAAGAUGAUGAGGAUAGAAAACCUUUGGUUCUCAAUAAAGGUUCUGUAAGCUACAGUACCAAGAACCAUAGUCUCAUUAAUGGACAUAGCGAGUGUGACAAAGUUGUUCCUCCCAAACCUUCAGAUCCAGUCGUUAAAGAGCAGGAACCAUCGGUUUUAGGAAAACCUGUUACGAAACAAUUCGUUCGACCUCUUCCCUCAGCCUAUCUGGAUGAGUCUUAUAUUAGCAUGCCAAAACGCUGGAAGGAACCCCAGGUGGCCUCAAAGUCAUUAGGCUCUGUGGCAAAGCAAGAAAAAGUGGCUACCAGGCAGCGCUGCUCUCGAUGUUUUCAGUCUUUCAACAAUGAGGAAGAGCUGCAAACACAUAAGGACAAAUGCACAUCCCUCUUUGGUUUUGAUUCGGAUGAUGAAAGUGCCUCCUGAAUUUGGAGAAGCAAGCCACUCUACUGAGAAAAUUGCUAAAUGCUGCUGUAGGCAAUCAGCAUUCUUACGUGUGCUUAACAUCUUUGUCAGCGUCUCGAGACGGAACUAUAUUGAGAACUACAUGAGAAACUGAUUAUCCCUCGUUGUAGUCUUAUAAGACCGAUCUGCUGCUUUAUUUCAGAGCGAGGGUCUGAUCACUCUUCAUAAAAUGAAAUCUGACAUUGACUUUUUUCCCAAAGUCUUUUUAGACUUGUGACUAUUUUUUUACUUGGUUGUCAUCUUUGCUAGAAAAUGAAAAAGUUUGUCUUUCUACAAAAUGCACAACAGAGGCUUUUGACUCCCUCAUCACUUCCUGUCACAGAGCUUAGCCUGUUCUCUCUUUUUUUUUUUUUUUUUGCUUGUCUUUUCAAUACCUGGAUGUGGGAGGCCACCAAGGACCAUGACACUACAAGAGGAGUUGGUCUAGGAUAAAUAGCUGCACUAGAAAGCAUAAAAAAUUGUGCUCAGUCUAGUGGUUAAAGGUUUAACUUGGCUGUUUUGUGACAGUGGGUCAGAUGUUUACCAGUGUUACGGUGCUUUAUGAGCAGAAGUACUGGAUGGAAACUCGUAGGCCACUUUAAGUAUUGAAAGCACACUCUAAACAUGUUCUUUUAUUAUUUUUAAAAGAUUUGAUAUGUGAACCAUUGUAAAUUGUUACUAAUUGCAUAUUUUGCAAAUGUCAUUAACUUGCUUACGUUUAAGUCAGUGGACAGUUGGGAAGAAUUAAAGACAUCAAGUCUUUAAAUGAAGGAUCGGGACUUCAGUUGAGAAAAUGUAAAGAACUGUCGGCCUAUAACUGGUGCUGCUGAAAAGGCCUAGUCUUUAAGACUGCAGAUUCUCCUAUUAAUGGAGGAGUGUAUAUGUGCCACAAAGCCUCGUUGAACAUUGUCACGACAUAGUCUAAAGGACUUCUCUUUAAACUCAAGAAAAUUGUAAGGGGAGAACUAAUUUGUGUCUCAAACAGAGGCAUGCUUAAAGCUGUUCCGUUGAUGAACAGUAACAGUCUUAUUUAUUCUUUUUUUUUUCUUUUGUUUUUGUUUUGUAUCUUAUGUAAAUGUUUGAAGAGUUUAAAUAGUAUAUGAUUGAACUGGGUGACUGGGUUUAUAUAACAAGAGCUUUUUUGUCCUGAAUAAACACAUUUG